GCAGCGGACCUCCGGGUAAAGAUGGCGGAACGGGGCUACAGCUUUUCGCUGACUACAUUCAGCCCAUCUGGUAAACUUGUCCAGAUUGAAUAUGCCUUGGCUGCUGUAGCAGGAGGAGCCCCUUCAGUGGGAAUUAAAGCUGCAAAUGGUGUGGUAUUAGCAACGGAAAAGAAACAGAAGUCCAUUCUGUAUGAUGAGCGAAGUGUACACAAAGUGGAACCCAUCACCAAGCAUAUAGGCCUGGUGUACAGUGGCAUGGGCCCAGAUUACAGAGUACUUGUACACAGAGCUCGGAAGUUAGCUCAGCAGUACUAUCUGGUUUACCAAGAGCCUAUUCCCACAGCGCAGCUCGUACAAAGAGUAGCUUCUGUCAUGCAAGAAUACACCCAGUCUGGUGGUGUACGGCCAUUUGGAGUUUCUUUACUAAUUUGUGGUUGGAAUGAGGGACGACCUUAUUUAUUUCAGUCAGAUCCAUCUGGUGCUUACUUUGCCUGGAAAGCCACAGCAAUGGGAAAGAACUAUGUGAAUGGGAAGACCUUUCUGGAAAAAAGAUAUAAUGAAGACCUGGAACUUGAAGACGCCAUCCAUACAGCUAUCCUGACCCUAAAGGAAAGUUUUGAAGGACAGAUGACAGAAGAUAACAUAGAAGUUGGAAUCUGCAAUGAAGCUGGAUUUCGGAGACUGACUCCAACUGAAGUUAAGGACUACUUGGCUGCCAUAGCCUAAUAAAGACAUGACUGAACAAUCUGGGAUUUCCUCUCAUCUGUCUACGCUUAGCGUGUUUAAAGUACGUUUUGUUUUACAGGCCUUUUGCAGAAUUAUUUCUACAUGGUUUAAUGAACCUGUGUUUUUAAAGUGAUACAAAUCAUAAUAAACUGUUAAACCCAA
This is a messenger RNA of Echinops telfairi (small Madagascar hedgehog), 888 nucleotides long. RefSeq names its product proteasome 20S subunit alpha 2 (gene PSMA2). Gene Ontology annotation, biological process: ubiquitin-dependent protein catabolic process. The transcript is spliced from 8 exons. The record is from RefSeq and is a predicted model, not a curated record. The coding region runs from base 22 to 726 and encodes 234 amino acids. Gene Ontology annotation, cellular component: proteasome core complex, alpha-subunit complex; proteasome core complex. Lineage: Eukaryota; Metazoa; Chordata; Mammalia; Afrosoricida; Tenrecidae.